GGCCAAUGGCACAAGCCGAAGUCGGAGCUACCGACCAAUCCCCUUAGCGAUUGCUCUCCCAAGCCUCCUGACUGCUGCUAGUGUGUUUUUUGUUGGACGGCGCGAAGUUUGAAUUGGGAAAUGCGAUCGCGGAGAGAACGGGGAAUUAUUUUUAUUUAGCGCAACCGGGUCCUCUGGAUAUCAGUUCCCAAGGUGAACUGCUGGGAGUGAUCCUGUAGGAGCAGCAGGAUGAGUUGGGUCGUGGAGGAAUGGAAGGAGGGGCUGCCCACAAAGACCCUUCAGAAGAUCCAGGAGCUGGAAAGUCAGUUGGACAAGCUAAAGAAAGAACGGCAGCAAAGGCAAUUUCAACUGGAGUCUAUGGAGGAUGCUUUCCAAAAGCAGAAACAAAAGGCAGAAAGUGAAAAAAACGAAGUUGCCGCCAUAAAACGAGAGAAUCAGAGUUUGAUAGAGACGUGUGACAACCAGGAGAAGGCGAAGCAGAAGAUUACACAUGAGUUCCAGGUGAAGGAGUCACAGGUCAACUUCCUGGAAGGGCAACUCAGCGCCAGCAAGAAGCAAAUUGAAAAACUGGAGCAAGAGCUUAAAAGGUACAAGAACGACCUGGAGAAAAGCCAACUGUCAUUUAAUGCCUGUGACAUGUCAGUGUGCGUCACUCCCCAGAAGAGCUUUGUGGCUCCGUAUACACCAAAUAAAUACAAUGAUUCGAGGUAUGAGGAAUUGCAAGAGAAAUACCAGAAAGAGGUGGAAGAGAGGAAGAGGUUGGAAACAGAACUGAAAGUAUUAAGGAAUGUGCCCCAGCCUACACAGGCCUCUUCCCAGAACAACAUCACCCACCGAGAUAUUGCAAGGCACCAGGCUUCCUCGUCUGUGUUCUCCUGGCAAGAAGACCGAACCCCAAGUCGAUCUUCAUCCUCCAGUCAUAAUAAAACCCUUAAGAGAAGUUUUGCAUCAUCCCACCUCCCGUGGGAGGAGGAAACCCCAAGCAAAAGAGGCAUUCGAUCGGAGAACUUGGGGAUCAAUACCAGCGACCCCUACAGCUCUCAGCUUAAUGAUCAGCUAAAAGCCCAAAAUCAAGAGCUGAAAUCCAGAAUUAAUGAGCUGGAGAUGCGCUUGCAAGUUCAAGAAAAAGAUCUAAAAAAUCAGCUAAACAAACUUCAGGAAACCCAAGCUCUGUAUGAAAAAAGCCAGCGGGAACUCUCUGAAAGAGACAAAACCCUAGCGAAAUGCAAGGAUGACUUGGCACGUGUGACUGCUCAGUGUGAGCAGACUGCUAAUAAGUGUGCGACGGCGGAACAGAAGUUAAAGAAGGUUUCAGACGAGCUGAGCUGCCAGAGGCAAAACACUGAGAGUGCGAGGAUCGCUUUGGAGCACAAACUAAAGGAACGAGAGAAGGAAAACCAACAGGAGAUAUUGCAGCAGCAGAGUUCCCUUAAAAACAUGGAGCAGCAGCUGAGCCAGAUGAAAGCCAAGAUGAGCCAGGAGGCACAACAAGCUAAGAAUGACUUCAACGCCCUCCAAUCAGAACUUGACCGGGCCAUUCAUACAAAAAAGAUUUUGGAAAAUGAAAAGGAAGAACUAAGGCAGAGGCUAAGCCGAGAGGAACAAGCCUUGUGUCAGAGCCGAAGUAAUGAAAAUGAUUUAAAGAAAAGCCUGGAGGAUUCAAAGUCAGAAAAAAAUGCCAUGAAAAACCAGUAUGAUCAGAAAUCGAAAGAAUCUCUGAAACUGGAAGAAGAAUUCCAAAUUGCAAACCAAACGCUGAGGCAAAACCAGCUCUUUGUGGAUGAAAUGAAAGCUAAGAAUCUUCAUUUAGAAGCAGAACUAAAGUCGGCUAUUGAGAAACUGCAAGGCCAAGACUCUGCUGCCUUUCUAAAUCUGAAAGCCACAGUGCAUAAUUUGGAAAUGGAAAGGAAUUUUGCCCAAGAAUUAUUAAAGAAGAGAGAGAAUGAUUUUGAAGAAAUGAAAAGUAAUCUAGCGAGAAUGAUGGAAGAAACAAACGCCAUAAAAAGUCACCUCGAUCACAAAGAAAAAGAAUGUAAGGAACUGAUAAAUACCAACAUUUCACUUAAUAGCUGGAAAGGGGAACAGGAGAAUGUUGUGAGUGAGAUUACCCGAGAAAAAGAUGCUCUGUUAAAGAAGAUUCAGGAGUUGGAACAUUUGCUUCAGACUCACAACGACCAAGUACAUUUGUUAGAAAAUGACAAGAAAAACUUGCACACUCAAAUUAAAACUUUGCAAGACAUUGUAGAUGCCAAGACUGUGGACCUGCAAAAUCAGCAACUGGCAUGCAAUGGACUUAAACAAAAUCUAGACCAUGAAAACCAGAAAUUUACCGGCGAAACUGAAAAGUUUCAGUUGAGAAUUUCCGAGCUUGAGAAAGCAGUUGAAGAGCAAAAUUCUUCUGCUUGUUCGGACAAAUCGUCUUAUUUCGAGAAUUUGCUGCUCCACGAGAAGCAGCUGAAUUGUGAAAUGCAAAAGCAGAUGAAGGAACUGUUGAAGGAGAAGGAGGAACUCCAGAAAUGUCUAACCGAAGCAGGGGAAUUGCACGAACAGUUUGUAGCAGGCUCCAGAAACCACGUGGAGAGCUUGCAGGAAAACAUUUCUUCAAAGCAAAACUACGUUGAGUCAAUAGAGUGUGCAAUUAGAGAGAAAGAAGAGCAAAUUACCAUUUUAACAGAAAAAUCAGGCGUUCAAGAUGCAAACUUGCAAUCUGCCUGGGAGAAAAACAAAGCUCUUGAUGAUAAACUGCAAGAGCUCAGUCUGCUCUCUGAAUCAUGGCCUUCAGAACGGGAAAGGCUAAAUUCCCAAAUUAGUCUGAAUGAGAAGGAAAUUGAACGGCUAACUGAAGAAAAUAGAAGAGCCAAUCAAGUCAAUGACUCUCUGAAGGAUGAGAAAACAAACAAGGAACUAGUGCACCAAUUAGAGGCUGAAACUUCCGAAUCAUCAGAAGAGGAUAGGUUUGAGCCUAGAGGGUUGCCUGACGGAGCAGGCAUUGAAAAUUUGAAUGAGUUUGAAGCACUUCAGCAAGAACUGGUUCAUGCAAAAGAAAAACACUGUAGACUGCAAAGAGAAAUCGACCGGUUGACUAAUUCCAACGAGGAACUUGUCAAAUUGCUCGAUGACCUCCGAAACAAUGAACAGUCUCUUGAUAACAUCACAGAUUUAAGUGCUUAUUUGAAGGAAAGAGAAAAUUCUCUAAAUAACAGCCAUUUUGUGCUUGAGACCCUUCCAAUGGAUCUCGAUGAUGAUGAUAAACAAAUUUACAAGGGAAGAACUGAUACGGCUUCCCUACAGGAAACGACAAACACUCUAAAGUGGAACAAUGAUCUACAUUUAGAACAAGAGGACACAUUUUUAUGUGAUAUGGAUCCGGCUGAACAUGCCACCAAUAUUUCUAACCUUCUGGUGAACAUCAGUGACAACCAAACCAGUAGACUUCAUGCCAGCCAGUGUGAUGACAGUAUUUGCCUUAAUAAAGACCUUUUAGGCCUUCAAAUAUCUGGUGACGGAGCAACUACUACAGCAGCUCAGACUAUUGGUGACAAUGAAAGUAGUGGUGUCUUCACUUCAUUGAAUGAGAGCAUGUCAAAACAUGUGGACGAGACCUUGGAAAAUGUAAUGAAAUCAUCAGUUCCUCAAAGUCAGAGUAGUAGUCCAUCCCCAUUGAAUUCUAAUACCAGAAAAGUACAUGAAACCAAUAGGAAGUCUAUCACUGGUGAAUCCGCUGCUGACUCCAUCCUUGGGAAAUCCCUUGAAGAUCAGUUAUGGAUGAUGACGGUCAUGGCCAACGGAGAUGCGGGUGACUUAAAAGAAUUUUUGACAAUUUACCAAACAGAAAUCGAUGAGUUAAAAGCACAGCACCUCUUAGAAAUGGAAGCUUGCAAGCAGAAGAUGAAGGAAGAAGCUGCAGAGCUGGAAAUUAAACUGGCAGCUGAGAAGCAACAGACGGAGUAUUUAUCGCAUGAACUCGAAGUGGCGAGACUUGAACUGCAGUGCCUUGACCUGAGCGCACGCUCAUUUCUGUCUUUUGAUACUGAAGAUUUAUCAAAAACAUUGGAAGUCGCAAACCAGAGUAUCUGCACCGUUUUGCCCAUAGGAAAGUUAUCCCUUAGCAGCAGUGAAUUGCUCACAAACCAUAAUCUAAAAAAUCUCAUACAAAGUCUGGAUUCGACCAACUCUGAGGCCAAAAGGGACGAAAGCGUUCUGGCAACUAGCUGUCUGGACAUUACAAAGGAAGGAGAUGAAAAUGCCCUGAGCCUUGAAGAAAAUACUAAAUACUCUGCUGACUCUACAAGUAGUAACAUAUCAGAUACUCCAGCCAGCAAACUGAGUUUGCAAGGAAUUAUGGAAACCCUAAAGAUGCAGAUGCAUCAAGCCACAGCUGAAAAUCUUAAACUGAAACAGUCAGUUGAGGCUGCAGAGGAAAAAAAUCAAAGUUUGUAUGCAGAAAUAGAAUCUCUGAAUAGUCAGAUUGAGCAACAGAAGACAGAACUUGUAGGGAAGGAGAAUAUGGGCAGCGGGCUUCAAGGCAGAGUAAAAGAGCUUGAAGAUGAAAGACUACAGUUGUCUCAAGAGAAACUGCAACUAGCCAGCCGAGUUGGUGACCUUGAGAAGGAACUUGGUAACAUUUCUAAUGCAACGGAGAUGCUGAAAGGACAGCUGUCUCAUGUGUCUGGAAUAAGGGAGGAUUUAGAAAUCUCAAAUGGAAAUUUAAAGGAAAAGUAUCUGGAAACAGAAAAUGAAUUAAGGCGGGUUAAAUCGGAAAGAGCAAACAUAGAGAGCCAUGCCUUAUCUCUUGAAAGUGAUCUAGAAGAAAUUCACGCUAAAUGCCAGCAUUUACAGGAGGAAAGCGAAGAGUACCGAAGAUCUGUUGCAACUUUACAAGACCGUCUCAGUGUUGUUGUGGCAGAGAAGAAUCAACUCGAUCAAGAGCUCGGGAAUUUAACCGAAGAGAAAGACGAGCUUGAGGAAAUGUAUCAGAAACUGAAGAAAAAGGUUGAAGACCUUGAAUUAAAUAAGGUGCACAACAGAGAUCUGAUUAAGAUAUUAGAAACCGAAUUGCGGACAUUAAAAGCGGAGCUUCAGACAGCAAAAGCAUCAAUGGAGCAACUGUCUACCGAAAAAGAUCAUUUAACAGACCUGCAGGAAUCUGAAAAGAAUGGGCAAGUGGAAACAGAAGGGCUUAAGAACCAGGUACAACAAAUAGAAGAGGAAUACCGACUUUUGUUAAAGGACUCUGAGGAUAUGCAGGCUCAAAUGAGUAAAGUGUGCAACGAAAAGGAUGCAAUUUCUAAAGUUCUAGAGAGUUGCCAAUAUGAGAAACGGGAACUGGCCACAAACUUGAGCUCUGCCCAGGAAGAAGUUGCUCAGAUGCGGGCUGGGAUUGAAAAACUCAAGGUUCGAAUAGAGUCCGAUGAAAAAAAGAAGAAUCACUUGAUCGGGAAGCUAAAAGAGACCGAAAGGAAUUCAGAUCAUCUGAAAGAUAAAAUUGAGAAUCUGGAGCGGGAAUUGCAGAUGUCGGAGGAAAACCUUGAGUCUGCGAUCCUUCAGUCGGAAUCUUCGAAGGAAGACGCAGAGAAACUAAACUCGAUGAAGGAAAUGUUAGAAGCUAACUUGAGCACCUUCAGAAGGAGGGUGGUAGAUCUAGAAAGGGAACUUGAAAAGAGCAAAGAGAGGAUAGAAGAACUGGAAAGCAGGGUACUUACUCUUUCAAAUUCCCUGGAAAAGAGUGAAAGAGAGAAGAAUUGUCUCAAUGAGGAGUCUGGACAAGAGCUUCUGUUGCUUCGGACCCAGCUAAAUGAGUUUCAAGAGCAGAAACUCCUUUCUGAAGAGAAGUUUGAAAUUUCUUCUGCAAAACAGUUGGACCUUGAAGCUCUUCUGGAACAAAAUAAACUGCAGCUGAUGCAGCAGAUGGAGGACGCACAGAAUACAAGCAGAACCCUAGAGUUUACCAUAGAAAAAGUCACACUGGAAUUAAGGGAAUGCAAAGAGCAACUAGAUGAAAAGACCAUGCUGGUUCUGAGUCUGCAGGGCAAAUUGGAAGAAGCAGAGAAUUUGGAAAAGAUGCUGGCGGAGCUAGCUGAGCAGAAGGCCCUUUCUGAAGAGAAGUACAAUGCAGCUGCUACCGAGAAUGCUGAGCUCCUCACUUUAAUGGAUCAAAAUAAAGCAGGGCUGUUGCAACAAGUAGAAGAAGCACAAGGUUUAAGCAGGAAUCUGGAAAGGUCUCUUCAGAAAAUUGCUACAGAACUGGAUGAAACAAAGGGGAAACUACAGGACAAGGAACAGCAGAUGUCCACUUUAGAAUGCAAGUUGGAAGAGAUGGAUGAAUCUGAAAAGAAAUGCCGUGCAGAACUGUUACAAUAUGAAGCAGAAAGGGACUGUCUGAAAGGUGAAAUUGAGAACCAGCAGAGAGAUCUAAACCAGCUACAAGCCAAGGUUCAAGUGGAGUCUGAGGCCAGCGAGUCUUCUGAGGCAGCUAUCCGUCAUCUGAAAUCCACUUGCACAGAUCUAGAAGCCCAACUCCAAUCUUCAGAUGCUGAGAAGCAACUUCUUUUGCAGAAAGUAGAUGAGCUGACAGAAGACUGUGACCUCUUACAAAGCAAACUACACGAGGCAGAAAUGGAAAUAAAGACUCUCCAUGAGCAACUCUCCUUGGAAAAAAAGGUGCUGGAUGAGCAACUACAGACAAAUCAGCAGCAAAUUGAAGGCACCAAUACUCGGCUCCGCUCUGCAACUGUAGAAAACACAGAACUGAAAGAGACAAUAGACAAACUCCGCAUUGAACUGGAAGCGCAGGCAGAAAAAAGCCGCAGUGAUGCAGGAGGAUUUCAGAACAGACUUUUACAGUCGGAGUCUAAGCAGCAGGAGGCACUGGAUACAUUACUGAUACAGCACAAAGAGGAAAUCCAGACUUACCAAAGCAAACUGGCCUUGGCUGAAGAGCAUAUAAAUGGGCACGGACGUGAGGUUCAGAGGUUAAACGCAGCUAAUGUGGAGCUGACUGACUCUCUGAGCUCUGCUCACCGGCAACUAGAGGAGCUGAACCAACUUAAGGUGAGUUUUGCGGAGCUGAAGGAGGAACAUGCGGGCGCCUGCACCAGCCUCAAGCACUGGAUGGAAUCCUGCACAGAACUAGAACUGGAGAAAGAUCGGCUGCUGGGAAAGAUAAAGGAGAGAGAAGAGCAAUUCAGGAACCUUCAGCCAAAACAACAAAAUGCGGAAGGCGGUUCUAACGAGGACUUGUUAACGGAGAUUGAGGAGCUGAAACAGUGGCUGGAGGAGAAGACUUUAGAGGCAGACGAGAGUGUGGAGAAGUACUGCACCCUAAUGAUUAAAUCCCACAAACUGGAAGAAGACAAUGACACCCUAAAGAAGCAGCUUGAUUUCCUCAGCUCCAAACUGAAGCAACUGGAAACCAGUAAAGAGGUCCCACCCCCACCCCAUGGAUCAGACCAUCCACCUCCCCAGAGCAUGGAUCGACCUGGAGGAAACCAUUGCAAGAGGAGGCGAGAGCAAGAUGUUACUUUAGAUAAAGACGAACCACAAUCUCCCACACCCCAGGGUUUGCCCAAAAGGGUUAGAAAGUCUGUGAGUCGUACUGUGCCCCAUCCACGUUCCACUGAGGAAGAGCGAGACUUCCAGCCGGAUGGGCUCCCGGAGGUUGUGCAAAAAGGUUUUGCAGAUAUCCCGUCCGGAAAACAAAGUCCUUUCAUUCUAAGGAGAACGGCGGCGGCGGCACCCGUCCGGAAAAGCCCUCGACUCGCUGCACUUAAACCUUCCCCGUCCUCCCACAUUUCGGAAAAUCUGGACAAUCCGGUGAAUUUCUCCAGUCCAGCAGCAGGGGGCAGCAAAGCACAGCAGUCGAAGUUCUCAGAAGCCGGCAGGACUGGAUCAGAAUUUGGACCCAUGGAAGUGUCUUCCCCACUCUCGGCCUACAACAGACUCCACAACCCCGGAGCUGACAGUCUAAUGAACAGGAAAUUGACAAUAGAAAGGAUUUCAGAGAAACUUUUACACGACGAGUCUGAGACUGAGGAAGCCUGUCAUGUACAGUAAAAAUCAUCGGCCUCGUUCGCUCUAUUCGCCAUUUUUAUUCAUCCAAAAAUAUCCACUAACAUUUUUGCCUUGAAAUGAACUUUUUAACUCAUUUUAUCACUUUUAUCGCUUUUUUUAUUAUUUAAACCGUGAAUGUUUUACUCCCUUGUGUUACUUGUACAGUUGUAAAUACGGCGGAUGUAUGUACAGAAAAGGUGCGCAUCUCGUUUUUAUACAAUUUCUAAUGAAAAACUCCAAAAUCUGUCGCUUAGGUUGGUGUCUUUUUUUAUAUUCUUCCAUGUUUCUGUAUUUGCAUCAUACGGCCGGUGGGAAAUCUGCGCCGUGUGUGAUGUAAUAAAAGAAACGUCCCCCAAA
Messenger RNA from Xenopus laevis (African clawed frog), 8406 nucleotides. It is a transcript of the gene cenpf.L, whose product is annotated as centromere protein F L homeolog. Gene Ontology annotation, molecular function: protein homodimerization activity; dynein complex binding; microtubule binding. Gene Ontology annotation, cellular component: nucleus; spindle pole; chromosome, centromeric region. Bases 229 to 8052 code for a protein of 2607 amino acids. Lineage: Eukaryota; Metazoa; Chordata; Amphibia; Anura; Pipidae. The record is from RefSeq and is a predicted model, not a curated record. The transcript has 20 exons. Gene Ontology annotation, biological process: mitotic cell cycle; regulation of G2/M transition of mitotic cell cycle; metaphase chromosome alignment.